Brugia pahangi is the source of this 771-nucleotide messenger RNA. Lineage: Eukaryota; Metazoa; Nematoda; Chromadorea; Rhabditida; Onchocercidae. The record is from the annotation of a GenBank genome assembly.
AUGUUACCUUUGUUCGAAACGAAGUUGUCAAAUGUCUCAAUUCAUGUCAGAGUUAAAAAUUGUAUAGUGUAUGCAAGGAAUCAUACUAUCUGUACAACAUUAAAAGCCUGUAGAAAUGAAAAGUGUGCAUCAAAUAAUUGUGAAAGUAUCUCAGCAAUUCAUUUCCACAAUAAUGCUGUAAUCCUCAAUAAAUUACUUCGUCAUAAACCACACAUUAAACAGCGACUCAACCCAUUAUUGUAUGAUCCGUUGAAAACAUCAAUUUUUACACAAGAAGAAUCAGGUGCAUACUGUGGUGAACAAAAUAAAUUACUAAAAAAUGUAAAAAUUAAAGUAUUGGAACCAGAAGAAAUAUUUCAACAAUUAUUACGAAAAGCAUCCUUUCAACAACAACGAUAUUUAUAUGCUCAAGAUGAUUGCUUAAAUAAAUGUAAUAUAUUGGGAAUUAAUUUGGAUUGUGAAUUGGUACCAGAUGAUAAUAUGGAAAUGAUUAAAGCAGCUGCAUUCAAACAUUUACAGCAUAUGAUAUUCUUUCAAUGUGGCCAAUUUCCGAUGUUACUGAUAAUUAUGGUGAUUGUGAUAGUAAUACUUACAAUUGUUACAAUAUUGGAAUUAGCCAUUGGUAUAUCAAGGAUUCGUACGGCUAAGAAACGAAGUAAAGCGAAAGAUAAAGCUAAAAUGACCAUAGGAGAAUUAUCUAUGAGUACAACAAAGUCCCGAAUUGGAAGUAAAUCUAUUAGCAAUGAGAGUACAAAUUUCAGUAUUAUAUAA